Messenger RNA from Penicillium manginii, 3804 nucleotides. RefSeq names its product protein thtA (gene thtA). NCBI's taxonomy places the organism in Eukaryota, Fungi, Ascomycota, Eurotiomycetes, Eurotiales, Aspergillaceae. Gene Ontology annotation, cellular component: U2 snRNP; nucleus. Gene Ontology annotation, molecular function: U2 snRNA binding; protein binding. The transcript is spliced from 5 exons. The record is from RefSeq and is a predicted model, not a curated record. Gene Ontology annotation, biological process: mRNA splicing, via spliceosome. The coding region runs from base 1 to 3804 and encodes 1267 amino acids.
AUGUCACAGGGAACCGGCAUGCAACCGGAGCUGGAUCACGGAAUAACUGGGCUUUUGACUCAGACGGUUCUACCCAGUCCGGUCAUUCAAUGGAUUCUUCCUGCCCGUCUGCGGAGCAAGAAAAUGAAUGAUGUUGUAUUUGUGGGGCAUCGGCGACUUCAGAUCAAAGAGGCUGCUAAUGGUGGCUACCUGGAAGAUGUGAUGGAGAAGUCAGACUUCGACGGGACCAUAAUAUCGGCAAAAGUUCUCGAUAUCCGCUCUCCGGUUCCUUGGGAUCAACAGUUGAAGAACGAAGGACCUACUUUGGCGAGCAACGGUUAUAUGGAUUAUCAUGACAACCUGCCUUCUCAAAUGCUCGUUCUUUCUCUUGACUACAAAGAACUCCUUUUUCUCUGUUGCCCACGUGGGCCUAUAUCGUCAAAACCAGAAUUUGUUACCUAUCGUCGCCCUCUGCCAGUUGAUGUGAGUCUAGCCGAGAGAUAUGGCAAGCAUGUUGCCGUUGAUCCAAAGUCUCGUGCGAUCGCAGUUGGGGCAGCAAGUAACUACUUCGGAAUUCUACUCCUCAAAUCACCUGGCGUGAUUGAUCAACAAGUCUUCUUAGGCGAGCUCGAUCCCAUUGAAAAGGAAUGCUUUUACAGAAUCGACGGCAAUAUUCUGUUCAUGGAGUUUCUGUACCCAAGGACGCUUUCGGAUGAGAAAAUAAUACUACUUCUCAUAGUGGCCAGAGAUGGACACACUUUUGCAGAGAUCUACGAAUGGAACGAGAAAGAUCCAUCAUCUUUGAACAACCCUCGCAAAAACAAUUUUAAGCUCCACAAGGAGGAUAGGUUACCGAGCACAAUUGUUCCGCUGACCAAAGAGUCCGCCUUUUUGGUGAUAAGCUCAUCUUCUAUGGCAGUCUACCCUCGCAGUGGCCCCUCAAACCGAAUCGGAUAUAGCCCAAUCAUCCCCGACGGAGAUGUCAUGAAAGAAGUUUCCCUUUGGACUCGUUGGACAAGGCCUACGCGCAACUGGCUUUACAGUCAACAAAAGGAUGGGAUUUAUCUCGCUCGAGAAGACGGUUGGAUUCAUCUCCUUGAGUUUGGCAACGAGGGAAAUCUCGAGUCAGACUGUACCCUAGGCCAGGUUCAUAUUCAUGUUGACACCGGGUUUGCCUUCCUUGACAUGGGCCAUGAAGGUGGCGAUUUCAUCCUUGCAUCUGGGAACAUGUCUGAUGGUGGGCUUUUUGAAGUCGAGGCCAGGUGUCCCCCAAGGUGUAUACAGCAAUUCCUGAACUGGGCUCCCGUGAUUGACGCUGUUGUGGUUCCUGAUUCAAGCGGCAAAUUGGGAGUAGAUGUGCCGCGCAAGCGCCUUUUCGUCAGCUCUCCGUCUUCUUCGAAUGGGGCUCUUCAUGAGCUCCGGUAUGGGAUUGAGGCUCAGUUGGGUACCACGACUCCUCUGGAGCAAUUCUUGAGCAUCCGGGAUAUGUGGGUAAUGAUCGACGAAGUGAAUCAUGAAAUUUACGUGCUGCUCUCAGAUCCUCUCUCGACACUCCUACUUUCAAUGAAGCCAGACAUGAAAGAAGGAAUCACUGCACUGCACGAAGAGGAUACAGGAUUUGAUAAUGCUGCUCAAACACUUUCAGCUGGCUGCACUCCCGAGGGCGUGCUGAUCCAAGUGACAGAAAAGGCUACUCACUUGUUCGUCCCUGGAGAGAUGUCUUUGAACACCUGCAUUCCUCAUGAGCCCGAGUCCACACUUGCCGCCGUGUUUGUGGAUGGGCGGAGCUCGGCGGUAGUCAAUGCCCUGAGACAUCAAAAUAGACUUGGGCUUCAGUUCAGUCAGCUCGUUGCUACACCGGACGAAGUUCGACUGGAUUCCGGGCCAUUGUUCGAGAUUCAGAGGGAGCCUGUAUGUCUCUCAAUCAAUACAUUUGAGGCUACAGGAAGUGCCGUCUUCAUAUUCAUGGGCACAGGUGAUGGUAAUGUGAUGGUAUUCACGAUUGAUAAUGGAAAUAUUUCAUUCCUUUUGGAGCAUCACUUAUCCAUCGAAGGGGACCAGGAUAUCUCCCAUGCCGUUGAGAGUCUAGCAAUGAUUCAAGUUACCUGGGAAGGAAGGCCACACGCAUUUCUACUUUGCGGUCUUCGAAGUGGUAUACUUGUCCCAUUCGAGAUCGGGUUUGAGAAUGGUGACAUGAUAGGUUUUCAACAACAAAAACCAUGGAAUAUUGGGAGAACCUCCCUUCGGCUUCAAAGCCAAGGUUCAUUUGCCUUGUUCACAUGUGGUGAUGAACUCUGGAGGGUGUCAUACAGUCAUAACCUUCCAGGAGAAUGCCUUCUUUGGCGAGUUUGGAUCACAGAUCAGAACAAUCCUGCCUAUUUCCCCGUGACAUUUCAUGGGUUUGGUUUAGCCAACCCCCGCGGGCAAGAAUCAACACCAAUUAUCGGGACUCUUUAUUGCUUUGCAGAUGGCGAGCUUCUCAUCUGCUCGCUAACGCAAGAGGCCAAAAUGGUUCCUCGAAGGAUCAGCUUACCCGGAAACCCCAACAAGCUGGCGUAUUCCGAACAUCUCAGGAGAUUCAUUGUCUCAUACAAUGUCACCGAAGUAGAGGACCCGCAAGCGCCUCUUGAGAAAACCACAAGAUCAUACAUUGAUUUCGUCGAUCCAAAUCUACAAGCACAUGUGAAGCCAAACGAUGAUAGGUUAUGGAAAGGACACGGCGCUGCCGGAGAGAUAAUUACUUGCAUUCUGGACUGGGUCUUCGAAAAGGACGGGAAUAAAUUUCACCUGAUCGCUAUUGGAACUUCGCUUGCAGCACUUGAUUCCGAUGAGCCUCCCAAGGGGCGAGUUAUCAUCAUGCGAGCAAGUGCAUCCCCUGCCAACCCUUCCAAGAUUGAAUGUGCAACAAAGCAUGUGCACGAUAUGCCUGGCCCUGUGCGCGCAAUCGCGCCUUACGGGGAUAGCCUGAUAAUUGGGGCAGGGAAAGAAAUCAUCCCAAUGAGUUCCAAGGGAGCUACUACACGAUGGGCCCCAAAUGCUGGACGAACGGCUCCAUCCUCGGUCGUUGGCAUCACGGCUUAUGAAACCUUUGUCUUCGUCACCACAGCACGGAACGGUUUCCUCGUCUACGAAGUCCAGGAUGGGCGCUUGAUCAGCCAUGCCUGGGACCUCCAGCAAAACGACGGAAUGGCCCAUCAGAUCUGUCGUGGGGAAAAGCCCAUGGUAUUCUUGAGCAGUCGUGGCGGCCGGAUUCGAGCGCCUUUGCUAUCACCAGGAGGUUUCCGCGACCGAGGCUUCACGACCCCUCUAACGGCAGAGAACAAGCUUCCCGAUUCUAUUCUCAAAUUCGUGUUGGACUCGAGAGAUUCUACCGAUUCGAACUCGCUUUCACGUGUCUCUGGUUGGUCCAAGGGAAGCGCCGUUUACGGCUUCGCUCUCAGUGGUGCGCUCUAUCGAUUCCAGGUCGUCAAAAAAGAUGAAAUGACCUUACUGUGGCUGCUACAAGUGAUCUGCCUUCGAGGUGAACCCGGUCUCAGAUCGCGGUAUUCUGGAUCUGAGCCCAGACGACGACGAAUGCCCUCGUAUAGAGAACCAGAGAAAGACAACACGCAGGUCGACGGGGAUAUCCUGGGCCGGCUAGCCCAACGUGGCACCAAGGCAUUUGAGGACCUAGUAGCAUCGCUAGACUCUUCUCCUGAAGACGCAGCUGUGACAUUUCAGAAUCGACUACGAGAUUUGGCGUACUCGGUGUUGGACGUUGAUGAUGAGGAUUAUCUCAAGUCCAUUAUGGCAUGGCUCCAGCGACUCCUCCAUGUUACCAUUUGA